AUGCAGAUCCACUUCAGUAUUGAUAUCUGGUCCUCCCCGAAUCAUCGCAGCUUUCUCGCAAUUGUGGCUCACUUCGUUAACCUAGAAAAGCGGCAGCUGCAAAAGGCAUUACUAGCGUUACGAGAGCUCGAAGGUGCGCAUAGUGGGGAAGCUAUUGCAGAGGCUUUCCUCCAAGUCAUUGAUCUAUACGAGCUGCGCGGCAAGAUUGGAUACUUCACCCUCGAUAAUGCCUAUAAUAAUGAUACGAUGAUACGAGCUAUUGCCGAGGCUUGUAAAUUUGAUCCAGCCCACCGUCGUCUCCGUUGUAACGGUCAUAUCGUCAACCUAGCUAUCCAAGCGUUCUUAUUCGGCAAAAAUAAAGAUGCGUCUGACGAGGCCAUACGGCAGACGUCGCAGCUGUCUUGCAAGGAGCAAGAAGGAGAUGCUGGGAGAGCGGAAUCGGCAACUGCAUGGCGACAAUAUGGCGCGCUUGGAAUGCUUCACAAUCUUGUGGUAUGGAUUCGCUCAUCAACGCAACGGUAUCAAGCAUUCCUGCUAGUUGCUGGCCGCAUGAUCCCACAGGAUAAUUCAACGAGGUGGAACUCAUGGUAUCGAAUGGUCCAUGUAGCCAUCGCUCUCCGUAGCGAACUGAAUAGCUUUAUGGAUGAUUGCUAUUCAGCAAGUGAUAUUAAGCUUGAUUACCUUCACCCAGAACAUUGGCAAGAGCUGUAA
Molecule: messenger RNA, 711 nt
Organism: [Torrubiella] hemipterigena
Lineage: Eukaryota; Fungi; Ascomycota; Sordariomycetes; Hypocreales; Clavicipitaceae
Source: the annotation of a GenBank genome assembly